Paramecium sonneborni is the source of this 384-nucleotide messenger RNA. Lineage: Eukaryota; Ciliophora; Oligohymenophorea; Peniculida; Parameciidae. The record is from the annotation of a GenBank genome assembly.
AUGGAUAAUGUCUAGUAUGCUGACCUGAGUAUGAAUUAGAUUUUAGUAAAACUCAAUGUAUUCCUAAAUGCUAAGAUGGAAUUAUAUUAUAAGAAGAAGUGUGUGAUGAUGGUAAUAGAAUUUAAUUUGAUGGAUGUUAUAAAUGCUUAAAAAGUUGUUAAAUUGAAUGCUUAUUAUGUUUUGAUAAUCAGUGUUUUAAAAGUCAACAUUUUUGGCACCUUUAAAAGUAUCAAUGUAUACAAAUUUGUGGAGAUGGGCAAUUAGCAAUCUUUUCUAAUGAAUAAUGCAAUGAUCCUUAAGACUCUAAUAUUUUUAAUUGUAAAUAUUACUGUGAGGAUAACUGCCUAAUUUUUGUUUAGGUUUGUUUGUCAUCUUUUCAGAUGA